AUCGAGUAUAUUACACUCACGUUGGUCACCUCUACGAUGCAUCGUGUAACCAUCACCGGAAUCCUCUCCACGACACUCCUUCAGUUGCGGUAUCGUCCCAUUGGCCUUUUUGAUUUCCCCAGUGGCACUUUUUCUCUGUACUCACAAGAAUAACUUCGAAUCGGCAAAUCGGUCGACAUUUCAUUCACGACCUAACCACUUACACAAUCAUGUUGAGACCUAUUAGCACCGCCGCAGCUUUGCUGGCUUUACUGUCAACGUCUGAAGCACAAAUACCAAAAGUCAGCGGCUUCAAUUUGGUGUGGUAUGACGAUUUCAGCGGCAAGGCCAACACGGUUCCAGACCAGAAUAACUGGAUUAUCGACACUGGGACCAGUUAUCCCGGCGGUCCAGCAAACUGGGGCACAUCGGAAAUCCAGUCAUACACCAACAGCCCCAACAAUAUCCGAGUCAAUGGCGCUGGAAAUCUUCAGAUCACCGCCAUCAAGAACCCUUCCACGGGAGCAUGGACUUCCGGGAGGAUUGAGACCCGCAGAGCCAAUUUCAUGGCGCAGCCGGGGAAAACCAUGCGGAUCCAGGCUAGUCUGAAGAUCCCUAAUCUUGGAGCCAACGCCGGUAUUGGCUACUGGCCCGCGUUCUGGACCCUGGGCGCUGAGUUGUUGUUGUUGUUGUUGUAUUUAACGCCGUGGCGGCCGGGCUAGAGCCCUUACCGCAGACCUCCCGAAGGGUAUAUGGCG
Colletotrichum acutatum is the source of this 737-nucleotide messenger RNA. RefSeq names its product concanavalin A-like lectin/glucanase domain-containing protein. The record is from RefSeq and is a predicted model, not a curated record. NCBI's taxonomy places the organism in Eukaryota, Fungi, Ascomycota, Sordariomycetes, Glomerellales, Glomerellaceae. The transcript has a single exon. Bases 210 to 701 code for a protein of 163 amino acids.